Molecule: messenger RNA, 2268 nt
Organism: Lactuca virosa
Lineage: Eukaryota; Viridiplantae; Streptophyta; Magnoliopsida; Asterales; Asteraceae
Source: the annotation of a GenBank genome assembly
CCAAAAUUAAUCAUAAAUCCUGACAGUAGUAGAUAGAUCGUGUUCCCUCCCUUUUCAUUUACUUUCUCUCUCUAAAACGGAGUUGUUUUUAGAGAGAGAAACCACCACGGCGAUGGCUAUCCACCGUCGGCGCCACCACCACCACAACACUCAUAACCGGUUCCGUUACCUUAUUCCGGCUAUUUCUGUAAUUUCCGCUGCUAUUCUCAUCCUGUACGGUUUCAUCUCCCUGCUUGCACCUUCCCCUGACCAUCCCCACCAUCUUGUACGGCGGAAGACGUCCGAUGAUGACUCACUUCUAGUUCAUUCACUCUUCAAAGUUCCGAUCAGUGGUGGGAUGGGAAAUGAUCGAAGUUUAUGGAAUACAAGGAUGUCGAAAUUUUAUUUUGGAUGUAGUAAUGCCAGCAAUAAGUUUCCAAAAGUGGAAACAGUCACAUAUCCUAAUCGAUACCUAUUGAUAGCCACAAGUGGGGGUUUAAACCAACAACGAACUGGGAUUACAGAUGCUGUUGUUGCUGCACGUAUUCUGAAUGCUACUCUUGUUGUUCCAAAACUAGACCAGAAGUCUUUUUGGAAGGAUGCUAGUACUUUUUCAGAGAUCUUUGAUGUUGAGUGGUUUAUAUCACAUCUAUCAAGAGAUGUGAAAAUUCGUGUACUCCCUGUGCUUUUGAAGAAACAUGCUGUUCAGCUGAGCAAAUUUGAUUACAGACUUUCUAACAAGUUGGAGACUGAUUUGCAAAAGCUUAGAUGUAGAGUAAAUUAUCAUGCUUUGAGGUUCACUGAUCCUAUAAAUAAAAUGGGUCAAAAGUUGGUCAACCAAAUGAGGAAGAUGGGCAAGCACUAUGUUGCUUUACACCUGAGGUUUGAACCUGAUAUGCUUGCAUUUUCAGGAUGCUAUUAUGGUGGUGGAGAGAAGGAAAGAAAAGAACUCGGUAAAAUACGAAAAAGGUGGAAAACUUUACAUAGCAACAAUCCGGACAAAGAAAGGAGACAAGGGAGGUGUCCACUUACACCUGAAGAAGUAGGUCUAAUGCUGAGAGCACUUGGAUAUAGCAAAGAUGUUCAUCUUUAUGUGGCUUCAGGUGAAGUAUAUGGUGGAGAUGACACAUUGGCUCCUUUGAGAGCACUCUUCCCCAACAUUCAUUCAAAAGACACAAUUGCCCCUAAAGAAGAACUGGAACCCUUUUCCGCCUUCUCUUCUCGUAUGGCUGCACUUGAUUUCAUUGUCUGCGAUGAAAGUGAUGUUUUCGUUACCAAUAACAACGGAAAUAUGGCAAAGAUUUUAGCCGGACGAAGGAGAUACUUUGGACACAAACCAACAAUCCGGCCAAACGCUAAAAAACUCUACCGUCUAUUCCUAAACAGAGAGAACACAACAUGGGAAGAAUUCUCAUCACGCGUACGAACACAUCAAAGAGGUUUCAUGGGUGAGCCAAAAGAAGUAAGACCCGGGCGAGGUGAAUUCCAUGAAAACCCCGCCACUUGUAUAUGCGAAGACCCCGAAGCCAAAUCAAAACUCGAAUCACUCCCUCGAAAAUUCGGUAAAAACAAUCUCAUCGACCCCACCGAUGAAUCAUUAGUCCCCGAUCAAGAUACCGAAAACGAAUCUGAACCGUUAGAUCAGGAUCAAGAUGAAGAUGAUGAUCUCAUCGGCCCUCAGUUUCAACAUUUAGUCAACGAUACAAGUCUCGAUGAUGAUCCUUUGAUAUCUGAAUUACCCGAACUUGAAGAGUUGCUUUCGGAUUAAAUAAUCCUGGUUUUAACUUUUAAGUUUCGUUUCAUCUCCAUGUGUGGAAUAGGUAUUAAAAGUACAAGUCAUGAAGCACAUGGUACAAGCAUCCACACCCAAUCCUGAAUUCUUCUCUAUAAUAUUUGUUGUUUCAUUAAUAAUAUUACCGGGUUAUUAUCCUUUUACCCAAGAAAAAACCAUGAACCCUAAACCCUGGACUGUACAGAAGGUUAAUGCUCACCGGGGACUUAGGUUAAUUAGAGUUGACAGAAGACAAGGAAUACAGCGGUUUGGUCCCUGACUAAAAGGGUAUUGUUUGAAGGUUUUGGCUUUGGUUUACUUUAGGUUUUUUGAGGGUAACUUUGUAGAAACGUGUUGGUAGACUUUUUUAAAUAUCUUUUAUUGUAUUUUUUUUUGGUGUUUGUGGUAUAUUUGAUGGCAAUGUAGGAAUGUAUGAAAGUAGACAGAUUUUCGUUUUUGCAUUUUGUGAGUAUUUUCCUUGUAAAAUGUUCGUUGGCUGUGUUUUUAUUUUGUGGGUU